Molecule: messenger RNA, 3004 nt
Organism: Cyprinus carpio (common carp)
Lineage: Eukaryota; Metazoa; Chordata; Actinopteri; Cypriniformes; Cyprinidae
Gene: pxdc1b
Product: PX domain containing 1b
Molecular function (GO): phosphatidylinositol binding
Source: RefSeq, a predicted model, not a curated record
GCUGUUGGGGAAAGAGAAUGAGAGGGAAGGAGGGGUGAAGACUCAACUUCUGUCAACAGAAGGAAACGCUUUCUUUUUAUGCCAGUAACUAAACUCUCGGCCAGUUUUCGGCGUCUGUUAUUCGCUCUGGUCAGAUGAUCGACUUUGGAGUUUAUCUGUGAUUAACAAUAGCCUAUCUAAUGGGAGUAAAGAGGGUCAAGUUACCGAUGCGUGAGCGAACUGUCACAGUCCGUUAUAUUAAACUGUAAAACAUUUAAGAAAACGCCUAAACUAACUUUUUGACGGAUGGGGCGUAAUUUUAUAAAACGUCCGACGUUUUGAGAUCCGCGCAUCCAGUUAAAGAAAAACGAAGGAAUUGAGGAUAAUAUCUUAACUAGAUACUUCAUAUUUGUGUAGUUGUUUUUAGAGAUGUGCUAUUCUUGCAUAUCCGUUUGCCACGUUUGAAGACGCAAACGAAUCGAAACCGUCAGUUUCCUUUAAACAAGGCCAACUCGUAUAUUAUCCUAUAGCUACAUGUGUGGGUUUCCCCUCAAACUAGACCAUGAGUCAGUUUGACUGACUUAAAUGCUGUUGAAGUUGAGCAGAAGGAUAAAUCCACCCAUUACAGAAUGCUGGCGUGAGGGUACUGAAGAUGGCAUCGGCGAUUUUUGAGGGCACAUCCCUGGUGAACAUGUUCGUGAAGGAUUGUUGGGUUAACGGGAUCCGCGGGCUCAUCAUUAGAGGAGAGGAAGAGGAGUUCUUUGAAAUAAGGACUGAAUGGUCGGACAGAAAUAUACUCUACUUGCACAGAAGCUCCUCAGAUUUGGGGAGACUUUUAAAAAGACUCAUGGAGUGUUUCCCUGAAGACAGGCGAGAUUUAUUAAAGUCCCCACUGAUAGAAGGGCUUGUCAAGAUUAAAGAAGCAAGAGACAUUGAGACAAAGCUAAAUGAAGUGGAGCGACUGUUGAAGAAUGCCAUUAACAUGCCCUGGAAGUUUUCUAGGUCAGAAGUUGUCUUAACAUUCUUUGAACGCUCGCAGCUUGACCAGGUCCUGAGGAAUGACAGUGUCCACAAAAUUCAGCCAUGCUUUCAAAGUCCAGUUAAGAUUUCAGAGAUCAUGAGGUCUAAUGGGUUUUGCCUGGCAAACACAGAGACCAUUGUGUUUGAUGAGAGCAUUCCACUGGACAAAGAGAGACCCUCCUCCACUGACUCAGCCCAGCACUCGUAUGAUGAGGAUGGGAGAGAAUCUUUGGAUCCUGUAGAUCAAGACCUGAGUGACGAUGAUCCUGAAGCUUACGUCACUAACCUGUCCUACUACCACCUGGUUCCCUUUGAAACUGACAUCUUGGAGUAACACAAACAAUUCUGCAUGGGUGGACUCUUACGGGGAGAACUGAAUCCCACCUAAACAGUGCAGAUCCAGCAUGUAAUUUCUGUCAAGUGAUGGAUGUGCCAGCAAUUAUAUUUUCUGAUUGGUAGUGUUUAUAACGGCAGGAAAAGUUUGAAUGCAGAGAUCACUGCUAGCUCACUGCUUUGACUUUGUCCAUCAGAUUUGUUGGCCUGAGCCCAAAAUGACACCAUAUUCACCAAUGUGCCUCAUUAUUCAACCUAGAAUCAUGCUCUAGCUGUACUACUGUAAGGAAGAAAUAAGCUGCUAUUCCUGGUGUACAGAUUGAUGGUGGCCUGAAAGAUUUGUUUAAUUUUCUUUUAUUUGUAUAUAAGUCCAGGCUGUACUGUUUUUAAGGUUGUAAUUCAUUUUUUUCAAGGCCCAAUGCUCAGAAAACCUGCCUGAAAAAUUUCUUCUUCAGAAAGAGUUUACAAUAUAACAAUCCUUUGGCAUUAGUGGAUGAUCUGCAGAUCUUCCUGGAGAAAAAGAUCCACAUAAGGAUUUAUCAAGAUAGACUAUUAUCUUGAUAUAUAUGCUAUAUGCUAUUAUCUUGAUAUAUAUGCUGUAAAUUAAAAUGCUGAUUCAAAUAGACAAAAACUGAAAAGAAAAAAAUAUAAAAUUGCAAAUUAAUUUUAUUAACUAAAACCUUUGAUUUUGUUAUGAAAUUACUGCUUUAUUAAUCUUAGUGUUAAGGGCACUGUGGUUAGCAAAAUUAAACUUGCAGAUGAAUAGAGUUGUCUUUCUUGUCAGAAAAUUUAAAUUGCUCUCAGAAGAUAAUUUUAUUAGUUUAUGACGUCUUUUCUACUGAAUGACUGUGGACAGUAGCUGAACUUUGUUCUUUUCUCUUGAAUACAAAGGGCUUGAACACUCACUUGGCACAUGGCUCCUAGUCCACACCCACACACACACACACACACCCCCACACCCACCUACUUUGUAAUAGAGCCACGUUUCCCUUCUACCUGUGAGAAAGUUCUGCGCUUUUUCUAGUUAACAAAUUUUGUAGCUUUAAUAAUCCGCUCCAAUUUUUAAAGCAUACAAAUAGGAAGAAUAAAAUGAUCUGAACUGUUGGAGACUGGGUCAAGUAAUUGUAUUAGAGAGUAUAUUCAUGUAUUUUUGCAACAUGAAAGUGAUCUGAUGCUUAAUUUGUUUUAUUCUUCAAGAUGCACAUGCUAUAUUUGAACAUAUCCUCUGACAUGUCAUAUCCAUCAUGCCUAGCCAUGAAAUACUCCCUGUCUCACAUAUAAACCUGGAUGCAUGUGAGCAAAGAUAUCAUUAAUGUCUUAUUGGACACAAAGUGCAAGAAGGAUAGACAUUGCUUAAAGUAAUUGAAGUACAUGGACAUGACCAAAUGCAGAGCAUACUGCAAAUCAGGUAUGAUACAUAUCAGAGAAAAGAUCCUCAAGAGGUUAUUUAUGAUCAUUGGAAUUUUGAGAUGUUGAUUUUUAUAAGCAUGGAAAAUACUUCACAUUGCCUGUUCUGUUAUGAUGUUCAUACUUUUAUAUGCAGCAUUAUGUGAAGCAGUUUUGACCGCUGGGCACCACAUCAUGUAUUGCUAAUUAUAGUCAUUUGUACAGUAUAUACAGCUUGUAAAUAAUUUAUAAAUAACAUGCCAUUAAAGCUUUUGUAUAGGCUAAA